GCGACGCCACUGUCCGCAAACGCACUCACCAGCCCAGAAAACUUCAUCCUUCGUGAAUCACCUACACCACAGUCGCUACAAAUCUAACGGGUUCGUGUCACGCUGUUGAACAAAACACAGUCUUGGCAUAACGCAAAAUAAUAUCAUUUUAAAUGUCAAACAGUGAAUAGCCGAAGUGUCCGAUCCAAAUUUCCAAAAAGGAGAACAUUCGCUGAUGAACGAUCUCGUGACAGUUCGAGUGGUCUAACCUUGGCUUAAUUCGUCAUUAGGAACCUGUGCGAGGUGUUUUGAUUGAAAUGGAAUUCAAAUUCAACAUCAACGAUGUCUUCAAGAUGCCAGUUGUGGAAAUCAAUCAAAGUUUGAUUCCCCCGGGAUUCGAGGGAGACAGGAGGGCGUUGUGGGACACCGUCAACAAAGUAACAGAAGUUGUGAACGCCAUGGGGGAAGCUUCAGCAGCCGCCCAAGGACUAACAAAAGCGAUAACGACCGCAGAGCGACUCAGAAAUUCAGAGCACAAACUCUAUUUCCUCAUCGAUCAGAAUGCGAACAACGGAAAAGGGGCCGUUACGGGAAUGCUGAAGACGGGAUCUAAAGGUCUCUACGUGUUCGACAGGGAUGGACAGCAUUAUCAAGUGUCACCUCCUUGCGUAUUGGAUUUCUAUAUACAUGAGUCCCGCCAGCGCACAGGCCUGGGGAAAAAACUGUUCGAACAUAUGCUAGAGCGGCACUCCAGUUAAAAAGGACUCUGCUAACGGCUUACAAACAUACACUUCUCCUGUAGGGCGUUAUGGAGCUCAUAGACCGCCUUGCAGCAUGGGACAGAUAAUCCAUAACCAAACAUCGACGAUAAACAAACGACAGGAACCAGCAGGCAGAGUUCAGUCCAUGCCUGUCACGAAUUAUCAAGGUAACCAAAGUCCACAACAACCAAAUCCUUGCGUAUCCCAAAGCGUCCCAAACAUCCAACACCGGGAGCGAGCAAUGAUUGAGAACUAUUAUCCCAACCAGCAACAUAUCAACCAAGAAGGCCAACCUGAUGGAAACGAUCUACAAACAUCUUUUCAGAAUCAGAUGAGGAUUAGUAGUCAACAAAAUAUUCCCGGAAAUUUUAACCAGAUAAGCAAUCUCACACCAUCUGUGAAUUAUGUAAAUAUGCCCCAACCGUCUGUAGGUGGUUUAAGCCCUGCUCAUCAUUACCUUGACCCAAAUAUGAACAAUCAGUACAUGGUUCAAACAAACUCACCCCAUACUCCGGUAACAACAAAUACUCAGCAGUGUUAUCAAAACUACAAUGCAGAAAAGAUGGCUCCUCAAUAUCUUCCACAAAUCCCCACUGUGAAUGAACGUAUCAACAUUCCACAAAGCUUGAGCACCAACCAGAUACAAAAUCUUCAAGGUACGAUGAAUGCCGAUAAUGGCCAACAUGUCUAUCAAGCCAGUGAUCAACAAAACAUUAACACAACUAUGCAGCCGCCGCAAUAUUUGGAGAAACCAUUGCAGAACGAAUACCAAGCCACUCAGAUUCAAAGGAAUCAAUCUUUUAACAAUUCUGCUAACCCUGUGCUAGCCCAAAACAUGUAUCAACAACCUUUAAAUAAUAUGCAGACUCAAAUAGUUCAUCAGCAUCAACAAGACAGGAUGAUCCCCACGACUACGCAGAGUCAAUUUGUUAACCAAAUGCAUCAAGAUCAAAAGGCAUAUCAGAAUUCAGAACUGCCUACCAGUACCCCACAGUUAGCUCCUCCACUUCAAACUGUACAUAAAAUUCCACCGCAAACUUAUUUGCAGAAGCCUCAAAUAUCUAAUAAUCCCCAGCGUAUGGUAGAUGGAUCAACUCCUGAGGCUCAAAAUCAUUAUCAAGCGUCAAUUCCAUCACAGACCUAUAUUCCUCAAACACUUAAUAAUCAGCAUCCAAUGUUCUAUCCACCAGUCCCUAUGACUCAGAAUCAGGGGGCAAAUCCAUCACAGACUCAUAUGCCUCAACCUCAGACGAUCAAUAAUCAGCAGCUUGUGGAUGGAUCAGCGCCUAUGGCUCAAAAUCAGCAGGUCCUCAGUCAGAACCAAGUUCUACAGAAUCCUGCAAUGAGUUUCAACGAGAAGCAAUUCCUUCAACCGCUACCACCAAAUGUUACUAACAAUUUGAAUACUUCUGAGCAGCAAAGUAUCGGUUAUAACCAGCUCCAAAGAAAUACUUCCGUACCCGACUACCAACAACUACAAUCACCUUAUCAACAAGUGUUGAAUAACAACCAGCCUGCAGUAUCUGCAAUGAACUCAAAUGAUAAUCGAUUUCAGCAACAAGCCAUGCCUCAAACAAACGAAGUAGUAAGCUCAUCUCCGCUCAACGAUAGGGUAAUCAACCCUCCAAAUAUCACUCAAAGCAUUCCCAACCAAUUAUACCAGAUGAGACAUCCCCCUCUACCUCUGGGUCAGUACCAUCAUCAAAGCGCGAUGGAUCUGCAACAAAAACAAGCUGGAAUUCAGAAAAUCAGGUAUCCUUACAAUGUCGGAAAGAAUACAGCAGAAGUUGUUGAUCAAAAUGUUUGGAAACAAAACGACAAACAGGUUGGACAAGUUGAAGAUCAUAUCCAGCAGAAGACGAAUUCUACACCAGUAGAUACUCAAAGGGCCGUGAGUCAGUCUUACUCAGUACCGAAUGUUUAUGGAAAUUUUCAAAACACUCAGCAAAAUGUUCGAAGAGGUGAUUUGGUAAAACCAGUGGCCAAUGGCCCCAAUGCCCGCGAAGUUACUGAAGAAGGAGUUCUGAAGUAUGGUUAUCCUGUACAAAUGACCAAAUCUCAAGUUUUCGCUCAGGCGAAUAUUAUUCGCCAACCGGCCUCCUAAAAAUCCUGAUUCCAAUUAAUCCUCUUCCAGAAUACCCUGAGUGCAGGGCACAAAUAGCUUCCCAGUAAAUACAUGUAUUCUUAGAAAUAAUGAAAUAUUCCAGUAAUGUUCAGAAUGACGUCGAUCCAAAUCCAGUCAAAUUAGAACGUCCUCGAUCUCUUACGAUU
Leptinotarsa decemlineata (Colorado potato beetle) is the source of this 3011-nucleotide messenger RNA. RefSeq names its product alpha-tubulin acetylase (gene Atat). The record is from RefSeq and is a predicted model, not a curated record. Gene Ontology annotation, cellular component: microtubule. NCBI's taxonomy places the organism in Eukaryota, Metazoa, Arthropoda, Insecta, Coleoptera, Chrysomelidae. Gene Ontology annotation, biological process: alpha-tubulin acetylation. Gene Ontology annotation, molecular function: tubulin N-acetyltransferase activity.